Saccharomyces kudriavzevii IFO 1802 is the source of this 3393-nucleotide messenger RNA. RefSeq names its product Nut1p (gene NUT1). Bases 1 to 3393 code for a protein of 1130 amino acids. Gene Ontology annotation, molecular function: transcription coregulator activity. Gene Ontology annotation, biological process: regulation of transcription by RNA polymerase II. NCBI's taxonomy places the organism in Eukaryota, Fungi, Ascomycota, Saccharomycetes, Saccharomycetales, Saccharomycetaceae. The transcript has a single exon. The record is from RefSeq and is a predicted model, not a curated record. Gene Ontology annotation, cellular component: mediator complex.
AUGGAAAAGGAAUCUGUGUAUAUCCUGGCGUUAAAAUGUGCUGACCGACAGUUAAGCUCCAUGGAAUUUUUAAAUCUCUAUAAAGAGUUCUUUAACGAAAAGUUCUCGUCAUUGAUUCAAGAGGAAGAGGACACUGCACCCGCUGCUGCUACGAUAAAUGAUGCUAAUAAGGAAACCUCUUUGAAAGAUACUCCCGGCAGUAAUACAGCAGUGUCUGCAGAUGCUACACACUUGGAUGAAGCUCUAGAUAUCGUUUGCUCGGAUUUUAUCAAAAUAUUGAACCUAGAGAAACCUCUGAUCUUGGCUGAUUAUAUCGUUGAAGUGUUAUUUGUGAAUUACAAUUCAGACAUGAUGAAAUGCUUUUUGCCGAAGUUGAACUCCGUUACCAAUUCGUUAUUAUUGGUCCAUUUCUUCUCCAAAUCUUGUUCAUUCUUCGCCAAGUUAUCAGAUACUUUGAUAGUUGAUCAAGUACGCAAGGAUUUGGGUAGUGUUUUAAUACCGAAUAUUCUAAGCCUUGAUAUGAAUGCCUUGAAUAAAGAAGUCAUUAUCAUAAUAUCAAAACUUUUGCAAGCCAUUUUAAAACUCUCCCCCGCACCCAUCCUCAUUACUUCUGUCAGCUGUAAAAAUGGGUCUGUCACGCUCCUAAAUCAAUUAUCACAAAUUAACAAGCUCCUUUUUAAGAAAAUCUCACAGACGUUUGAAGCAAAAUUACACUUCAAAGAUACUAAGCCAUUUUUAAACAAAGACUCUACCAAUGAAUUUGUAGGUUCACCUUCAUUGACCUCCCCUCAAUAUAUUCCAAGUCCUUUUUCCUCGACGAAACCUCCAGGUUCCGUGAAUUCUGCUGCCAAAUAUAAAGACAUGAAGCUUCUUCGUUACUAUAAGAACAUUUGGUUGAAUAAUAAAAUCAUCAGUUGGGAAAUAGCAAAUCCGGACUUCCUAUCAAAAUAUUCUGCCAUCAGUUCUUCUAUUUUCCAAGAUUUCAACUCGGUCCAAAACGUGGAUCAAUUACUCACUGAUCUGAUUGAAACAUCCUUUACUUGUUUCGCGCAAUUUGUCAGCAAUAAACAAUACCAUCAAGCGAAUUCUAAUUUGACACUGUUAGAAAGAAAAUGGGUCAUAUUUAUAACUAAACAUUUACCAUUGUUAAUCCUUGAAAACUCUUCAAGGAAUCCUCGCGUAGUGACGAAUGCCUUAGAUAACAUCGAUGAGAAAGUCAUUAAGGCAAUCAGAAUAUAUUUUACUGAAAAGGAUGACAUCAAAUCCACUAAUGAGGAUUUGUUUGAUGACUAUCCAUCCACAAGUCUAGAUAUAAGGCAUGAUUUCAUUAAGGGACUAGUUAUGUUGAAUUUGCAGCCUGCUUCCGUCAUCAAUAAUUAUUUAAGAGAAGAUCAAAUGAUUGAUACCAGUAUUCUACCUACAAAUGAUGAUCUGAUUGUUCGUAAUUUGCAAGGAAUCCAAGAAGUGGUUCAUAAUACUAACAGCUUUAUUAUCUCAUCCUUAGAUACUUUGGAGCUAGAAUCUAUAACAGAAUCCAAUAUGCAUGAUUCUAGCAAUGGAUUAUUUCAGGUUUUACAUAAUUUCGAAUAUGUUGCUCCCACCAAGCAACGUGAAAUAGUAAAGGCCAUUUUAACCAUAUUCAAUGACUCAAUAAAGGAAUUAAAUCAUAAUAGAAUAACAAAGAUUUGUGCUUUGUUGUUUUUCAACUUUUCACAUUCAUUAACAACAAUUCUUUCGUUUUCUUCACCGACAGCAUUGAUGGAAGCCCUUAUGAGAUUCGUGGAUUCGUCCAAGAAUGAUAGAAAUGGCUCUGUUAAUGAUGAAAGUUCAGAAUAUGAAACGGUCAACAUUUCUUUAUCAUUUUCUUGGGCAAUUUUGUUAUUAAUCAAUCUAGCGCAAACAUAUGGCAUAUCCGUGGUAGAUGUAGCGCUUAUAUCUCCCGAUUUGAUUACUAAGGAUUCUUUUAUUAUCAACUUUAUUUCAAAUCUACCCAAUGUUUCAGAUAAAUACUACUUGGAAGAAUCAAAGAUCAAUGACACGGAUAUGCUAACCAAAUCUCAUAAUACUGUCCAAAGCUGGCUCUGUGACCUUUUUGUAAAUGGGUCCAUCACCGAUCAGCUGAUUCAAAAUAUCGAAGCAAGACAGUUGGCCAAUCUCAUACCAUUCAUUGUUAAACAAGUCUUACUAUCGGUUGAAAUAGGCGCUUUAACUGACAUUUCAAGUUUGAUAGGCGGUUUCGAGUAUUUUUUACAGCCCUUAUUAUUGAUUGGGUUAAUAAAGACAUUUUAUUGGCUAGAACAAUUUCUUUCAUGUGUCAAGAACGAUACUAUAUCGGAAGAUAUUUUACAAGAUAUAUUCAGUCUAUUAAACACUCUUUUCAAUCCAAUAACCCUCAAUGAAGACUCAAAAGCGUUUCAUACGGCAGUUUUGAGACUGAAUGCGAUUCCAUUGCUUAAAGUCCUUCGCAGAUUCAGAAGCCAAAGUCAAUCAAAUUAUGGUAUCUAUUCUUCUGAUGCCCAGGGAGAUCCAACCCUAGAACCUUUAAUUGCAAAAUUGGUUUCAGUUCUUAACAUAUCACCGGUUUAUGAUGUCGAUCCAAGAAUCAUCAACUCGGAAAACGAUUACUCGCGGAAGCAGUUGGGUUAUGGUAAAUUUCUAAUUUUAAAUGAAAAUCCGAUAAAUAAGAUAAUGACCAACCAAAUUAAUUCAUUCUGGAGUCUUCAUAGUAGCACAUAUUACAACUUGGAUUACCUGUCCGAGUUGGUUGAAUUGGUAACGCCAAAGAGUUUCCUUUUUGAUGUCUUGAAAACAUUGGAAUACAAACUAACCACUUACGGGGUUCCGGGUUCUAAGAAUAAAAGGGGAUCGUUGGAAUCAGAACAUGUUUUCGAUUACUUCUUCUACUUCCUUGUACUAUACGACGUAAAAACUGCCGAGGAAGCUACACAAUUAAUAGACUAUAUGGAAAAUGAUGAAAAGAAAAGAAAUGAAGGGGUUAACAUUAAAAGCGAGGAUUUGAAGGAAAGGAAGGAAGUGGUUGAGGUGAAACAAGAAGCUCAGCUAAAAAAUGAGGUUGCUCAAGACGACGACUUUGAUAUGCUUUUCGGGGAGAAUGAUACAAGCACCCAAGCUUAUGAGGAAGACGAAGAAAAUGGAAUCAACGAUAAUAAUGAUAAGACAAACGAUAUAUCGUUGGUAAAGGCAGAAGAAGGUCCAACAAAAACUCAUAACAUUGCAAUUUUGAAGAGAGAUUCUUUUGCAGUACUUCUUCAUGAAAUGAAAUUAUUGAAGGAUUUAGCCUUAGAAAGGGGUGAGAUAACCAAAAGGGAACAUGAAAAAUUCAUCAUAUAUCCUCACAAAUACUUACGCAUGCUGAAAACGUGCGUCUUUUGA